This is a messenger RNA of Talaromyces amestolkiae, 717 nucleotides long. RefSeq lists its product as uncharacterized. The coding region runs from base 1 to 717 and encodes 238 amino acids. NCBI's taxonomy places the organism in Eukaryota, Fungi, Ascomycota, Eurotiomycetes, Eurotiales, Trichocomaceae. The record is from RefSeq and is a predicted model, not a curated record. The transcript has a single exon.
AUGAAGCCCUUCGCACAAAGUUCUCAGAAUGACACAUAUAUGCUUCAGAAUGCCAAUCAGCGUGGAGCUACCAUUGCACCGUAUUCUCACAUCCCCGUUGCCAAUGAUCUGCACAGCAUCCAAUACCAAACGGAGUAUUUCAAUGAAAGCGCUUAUAUUGCGGUGGACAUACGAUUGCUUGAGGCAUUUCGCGGUAUGAACGCUGCAUACUGGGACACUCGGUAUAAUCAAUGGAACGAGUCAAUGCGCGAAGCAUUUUACGACAUAGCUGCUGCCCGCUUGGACAAAGCAUGUAUUGCACUGCUCAAUUUGAUUGACUGGCUGGAAACACAUGCCAAAGAUCUAGGUCAGCAGAUUGAUAUUAUCCUUCACGGUCCAUAUUCCCAAACUCACGAUAUCUGGGGUAUUACAGGUCUCUUUCGAGAUAACGAAUUGACACUUAAAGUGCAUCUACCCCUUUGGAAGACCUUCAAUUACUGUUGGCUUUCAUUGCUCCAAAAGCAGAAGGACUCAGUCAAUGCAACCAUUUGCAGCAAAAUACUGCAGCCAGGAUCUACUCGAUUGUUAGAUGCGUGGUCGUUGGAGGAUCUGGGCUUAGAGUUGAUAAGAUUCUGUGACUGGUUGGCACCACAUGGGUUGGUGGACUACGAAAGAGGAAUGUGGGAAGAGGAAAUUCUUGAUGGUAAGAUCUUCAUCUCUUUGUCGCCGAAGCUCUAA